Molecule: messenger RNA, 329 nt
Organism: Ceratina calcarata
Lineage: Eukaryota; Metazoa; Arthropoda; Insecta; Hymenoptera; Apidae
Product: putative ankyrin repeat protein RF_0381
Exons: 1
Molecular function (GO): protein binding
Source: RefSeq, a predicted model, not a curated record
GUGGAUGCCAAAGACGACAGUGGAUUAACGGCGUUGUUUGAUGCCAUUCAGAAGAGACACAAAGACAUUGUGCAAAUUCUUGUGGAUCAGUGUGCCGAUGUCAACUUGAAAACUAAAUCUGGACGGACACCGCUUCAUUUUGCUACGCAACUGGGAGUAGAAGAAAUUUGCAGGUUGCUACUCGAAAGAGGAGCUGACGUAGAUGCCAAAGACGACAGUGGAUUAACGGCGUUGUUUGAUGCCAUUCAGAAGAGACACAAAGACAUUGUGCAAAUCCUCGUGGAUCAGUGUGCCGAUGUCAACUUGAAAACUAAAUCUGGCCGGACACC